Molecule: messenger RNA, 1098 nt
Organism: Aspergillus pseudotamarii
Lineage: Eukaryota; Fungi; Ascomycota; Eurotiomycetes; Eurotiales; Aspergillaceae
Product: FAD-binding oxidoreductase
Exons: 6
Coding region: 1-1098 (365 amino acids)
Molecular function (GO): FAD binding
Source: RefSeq, a predicted model, not a curated record
AUGGUUGACGACUCCAUACUUGAGCUAUCGAGACUCUUCCCAACCUUGCCGGUAUAUAUAAAAUCAAACCCAGAAUUCGAACAUUACCGUGUGUCCUACAACCGAGCCCUCACGGACCACUUUCUAACCAUCCCAAACGCAUCCCCCCUCGCCAUUCGCUCCGGAGGUCACGAUUUCUUCGGUCGCUCAGUCGUCACUGACGGGAUCGUUAUCAACAUGCUAGCUAUGGAUUCCAUCACUAUCUCCCCAGGUAGGACCAGUGCACGCGUAGACGGCGGCGUCAUUGCAGGAGCACUACAACAGUUUCUAUCCGCUCACCAGCUUUUCACACCAACGGCCCAAUUGAAGACAGUCGGGUACAUGUCCUGGGCCUUUGGCGGCGGAUAUAGAUUCUACAUCGGGACAUAUGGAUUCGGCGUGGACCAGAUCCUUGGUGCAAGAGUGGUUGUAGCAAGUGGGGAGAUCAUCGACACCGACGAUGACCAAGAGCUACUAUGGGCUCUGCGGAGAGCAGGAGCUGGGAACUUUGGUGUCAUAGUUGAGCUAAGGGUGAAGGUGUGUCCGGCGCCGAAGCUAUAUGCGGGCUAUUUAGCGUUUCCGCUUUCCGAAGCGGCUACAGUCUUUGAAGGUCUGGGUCCAGUUCUGGCGAAUACUGUCGAAGAGACUACUGCAGCAGCUUAUGGUGUUGGAGAUUUAUCGUCCGCUACAUUCUUCUGCCGUACGAACAUUCGAGGACUGAAUCCUGAGGUUGGAGCAAUCUUCUCCCACCAUCCACCAGUCCACCCUUUAUCAGCAGUCAUCAUCUACAACAAUCAUGGCAAGGGCAUACGAACGAAGACACCUAAUGGAUUUAGCGCCUGCUUUCCAAAUAGAUUCCCACGUGCCAUCUUAGGAGAACUUGAAGAACGUGGGCUUGCGUUGGACGGGGGGUUUCCGAGCGUCUUCCCGCCGAAACAGAUCGACGUGAAGCAGUUCUUUGGUAUGCAAGCUACAGAAAAUCUCAGGCGUUUGAAAAGCAGACUGUCCUGUUGGGAGGUAGCCCGGAGGUAUUUUCGUGCAAUCGGCCAUGAUUCGGGCAGUCUCUGGUCUUUCCUGUAG